AUGGAUAUUAAUAGUUUAAUUAAUAUUAAUAACAUUGUAAUUGAAAAGAGUAACAUAAAUAACUAUAACAAUAUUUUUCUUUUUAGUGAAUAUAACCCACCUAUUAAUCAAAACAACUCAAAUUAUAUUUCAAAUUUUUCAUUGUCACCACCAGAUGUAUUUGAAAAUAAAAACCAAAUUCAGUUAGAAAAAGAAGAAAACAUCAAUGAUGAAAACAGUAGCAAUAACGAUGAUUCAGAUUUUCAAGAUUGUAUGGAUAGUGCAGAUAGUUUAGUGGAUAAUGAAGAUAGCGAUAUAGAUGUAGCUUCACCUCCAUUAAUCAAAAAGCAACCUAUGUCGUAUAAAUUUAGAGAUAGAAGUGGCCAGAAAUAUAGUACAAGAGUGCUCUUUAGCUUAUAUGAGCAAAAAGGAGAAAGAUUUUAUUGUUUAUGUUACGAUGACAAAACUAUGAAAAGGUGCAAAAAAAGUUUAAAAAAUGAAAAUAAAAUCAGAGAGCAUAUUAGAAAUCCAAAGACUUGCCAUAUAAAAAAUUUAGAAGAAGCUUAUAAAUUAAAUUUCGAAUUAAAUAAUGAAGAUAAAGAAAACCUUUUAGCUCAAGAGAACAAAACUGCAUUACGUGGAGAAAAAAAAUGUAUAUGUGAACACCUUGGUUGUAAUCGUAUCGAAUCAGUAAAGCAUAGCUCAAGACACUAUAAUAAUUUAAGUCUCCACCAUGUAGGUCGUCUUCAAGAACAAAAAAACUGUAAAAAAUGUAAACAAGUUUUGGAAAAUCAAAAAGUAAAAGAAAAAAAAUAA
Molecule: messenger RNA, 795 nt
Organism: Dictyostelium purpureum
Lineage: Eukaryota; Evosea; Eumycetozoa; Dictyosteliales; Dictyosteliaceae
Exons: 1
Coding region: 1-795 (264 amino acids)
Source: RefSeq, a predicted model, not a curated record